AUGCUCAGUCCAGAAAAUUGGCAUUUUGAUCCUUCUUCUUCCCUCAAUUUGCUCCUCCAAAACAAAAGAAAACUUCCUUCAAUGUCAAAACUAACAAAGCAUUUACAUGUUCUUUUCUUGGUCUUAUUUCUUCUAAUUGAUACAUUGUUCAAAACCUUUACGGGUUUGUGCUUUAGUACAGACAGGGAACCACAGCUGAAUAAAUCAGACAAUGAUAGCAAUGGCAUCACCAAGUUAUCAUCUGCAAUAGAUUCUUCAGAUGGUGAGAUCCUACAAUCAACAAAUCUGGAGAUCUUUAGCUUUAGUGCACUAGAUAAAGCUACUAGUAACUUCAGUUACAAUGCGAUAAUCGGUGAAGGUAGUUUUGGCUUGGUCUACAAAGGGUGGAUAGAGGAGCAUCCAUUACAUGCUGAUUCUGCUAGGCGUGAGACCGGUACAGCUAUUGCCAUAAAGACCCUUAACCGGGACGGUAGCCAAGGUCAACAAGAAUGGUUGACAGAAAUCAAAUACCUGGGGCAACUUUGUCAUCCAAAUCUUGUGAAAUUGAUCGGUUACUGCAUAGAGGAUGACCAUCGGCUUCUGGUCUAUGAGUUUAUGCCUAAUGGAAGCUUGGAGAAUCAUAUAUCCAUCGAAGCAGGGGAUUCCGACAUUCAAGUACUAUCUUGGGAUCUCCGAAUAAAAGUUGCUCUCGGUGCUGCUAAGGGUCUAGCAUUUCUUCAUCAAAAGGUUUAUGCGAUGCAUCGAGACAUAAAAUCUACUACUAUCCUGCUCGAUGCAAAUUAUAAUGUCAAACUCUCUGGUUUCGGGUUGGCCAGAGAUGGGCCAACGGGCAAUAAAAGCUACGUUUCCACAAGGGCCUUGGGCAAUGAGUUCUAUGCCGCACCUGAAUGUGCUAGUACAGGUCAUCUUACUAAAAAGGGCGAUGUAUACAGUUUUGGGAUCGUUCUCCUUGAAAUAAUUUCUGGCAGGCGAGUUAUAGAGUGUAACAGGCCACCGGAAGAAGUAAAUCUAGGCAUUUGGGCAAGGAACCUCAGUGGACGCAAGGACAAGUUUUCCCAACUAUUAAAUCCUGCCAUUUCAGGUCAGCAUGCAAUAAGCAAUGCGAUAAAAGUUGCUCAGCUUGCGUUAAAAUGUGUUUCCCUGGACCCGAGGCUCAGGCCAGAUAUGGAAGAAGUUGUUGGAGUAUUGGAAGAAGCUCAGGGCUUCCAUAGUAGAAGUGAGAGGACAGAGGAUGUGAGCAUUACAAUUUAAGCAAUAGUUCCAUGUAAGCCACCUUCUUUUUUUUGUUUCUAUAUAAGUGCUGGACGGUUUUUAUAAUUGAAAGGAGGGGAUACGCGGGGACAUAAUAGAGGACACGACGGGAGUGUUUAAGUGUUAUUAGAGUUAAUUAUUUCAAUACAUUAAACUUCUUUUGAACUUUUUAUGUUAUUUAUAGAGAAAUUAAUCAUGAGUAUUAUUUGCUUUUA
Messenger RNA from Mercurialis annua (annual mercury), 1466 nucleotides. RefSeq names its product probable serine/threonine-protein kinase PBL11. The transcript is spliced from 8 exons. The coding region runs from base 1 to 1251 and encodes 416 amino acids. The record is from RefSeq and is a predicted model, not a curated record. Lineage: Eukaryota; Viridiplantae; Streptophyta; Magnoliopsida; Malpighiales; Euphorbiaceae. Gene Ontology annotation, biological process: protein phosphorylation. Gene Ontology annotation, molecular function: protein kinase activity; ATP binding.